ACAUCUACACAGAAUUAUGGAAAUAACAUGCUUCAUUUAUAUGUUCAUUUUUACAAGAGCUAUAGAGGGUCUACACGUAUCUCUUUCACCUUCUACGACGUCCUACACGGUGACAGAAGGAGAUAACAUAGCGGCAAUAAUCUGUUCUGCCACGUGUUACCCGGCCUGUACGUACACCUGGUCCAGAUCAGGAUCAAGGGUCAGUUCUACAGCCACACUGUACCUCGGUCAGAUUGAGAGAAGGGAGGCCGGAUCAUACAUAUGUACGGCACGGAACCCGGAAUCAAGUGUUUCAAAAAAUGGGCCAGUCGUGAACGUCAAUGUCAUAUAUGGUCCAGACAUCGUAUCUUUGUCACCUUCUAUCACGUCCUACAUGGUGACAGAAGGAGAUAACCUAGCGGCAGUAACGUGUUCUGCCACAUGUUACCCAAACUGUACGUACACAUGGUCUAGAACAGGGGUUACGGUUUGUUCCACAGCAACUCUAAACUUCGGUCAAAUUGAGAGAGGGGAUGCCGGAUCCUAUAGCUGUACGGCGAGGAACCCGGUGCUAAAUGGUUCAAAGAAUGGAACUGUCGUGAGCGUCUAUGUCACAUACGGUCCAGACAACGUGUAUCUGACUUCAAACCAGACUUUCUACACGGUGACAGAAGGACACACGCUGGAAGCUAUAACAUGUUCUGCUAUCUGUUAUCCGGCAUGUACAUACACAUGGUCCAAAUCACAAAGGACGGUCAGUUCAAAUAGAACGCUAAACCUCGGUCAGGUGAAGAGAAGCGAUGCCGCAUCUUACUUAUGUACGGCAAAGAACCCAGCUUCAGGCAACAUACAAAGUGGAUCAGUAGUAAAAGUCAUUGUCAAAUCCAAGCCGACGCAACCAACAGAACAGAAUCUGACAAGUUUGGGCAAUAUCGCUACAUUUGAUUGGAAAAAAGGGUACAAUGGAGGACAUGAACAGACUUUUGUUUUGCAGACGUCGCUUAAUUUAGAUGUUUCAUGGACGAAUAAAACCAUAUUUAUUGAAUCGGAAACACAGUAUAUAAAGGAAAAUGAAAGGUUUCAAGUAAAUUUAACUAGCCUAGUUCCAGGAAUAUAUUCCGCUAGACUGAUAGCUUUUAACAUUAUUGGAGCUGCUGCUCCUGUUGAUUUCAAAGAGCAAUUUGAAAUCAAGGAAUUGAAUGAAGAGAAGCAAAAACCAUCAAACCUGGCUUUGAUAGGAGGAGCAGCAGGAGGAGGCAUUGGAGCAAUUUUGCUGGCUGUUGUUGCAGUUGUUGCAGUUGUUGUAUUUCUAAAAAAGAGAAAGGCACAGAAAGACAUAAACGAACUGAGUGACAACAAAGAGAUGACCAAUGUGGAGAUUUCUGCAGGAGACAAAUCACAGACAAAGCGGGUCAAUAAGGAUGGACUCGUGAAUGCAGACCUUUUGCAGGGGAUGAUUGAUAUCCACGACAUUGAGGGUGUAAAAGAGUAUUCCGAAGUGGUUAUAACAUAGCUGAUCCAUUGCCAGAUAAUGACGACCAACAUGAUAACUAAAAUACAUGAACAUAAUUAAAUCGUUUGUACACGGCGUUCUAACUGUGAAUUCAUACUUUAAUUAUAUAUUUCCUUUCUUAGUAUUCUGUCGUAGUAUGCAAAUAUUAUUAUUUCGUUUAUGUGUCGUCUGCGAGAAAUUGCAGAUAUUAAUAGCUUCACCAUCGUUGUAUGCCGAUCAAUAUUUUGAGAAUAUAUUGUAGUUGAUUGUUUAACUUUGUUUGCAUAUUUUCAUGGUCAGUAGAUGACGCCUAUUGAUAUGCGGUUUAGUGGGUCAAAAGUCUAUGUCAUUGUGUCCUUCAAUGAGCCCGAUAGGCGACAAAUCCGAUUCACGGGUUUCUUAUUAAUAAAACUUGCCAUUUCUUUUUAUAUUCCGAAUUACUGUAAAGGAAUUGCAUAUGUCUGCUCAUCAGGUGGAUAUGAUUGAUCACCAAUUGGGCCUGUAUUAUUAGUGUAGUAUAUCAGUUUUGACGUAUAAUUGUAAUUGCUGUUUAAAUAUUGAUAUCAAUUGAUAUAUAGUUCAGUCUUCCGUUUUAUAUACAUUUAUCUUAAUUUUUCUGCUUCACACUUCUUUACUGUCACAAUUAUUUAGCUUAUCGUUUCUUUAAAAUUUAAUUGAAUGCAUUAUAGCGUUACGCCAUUUGUACAGUAUUUUAAACCCAUUGUUUUCAAUGUUAUAUGAAUCAAUUCAUAAGUUUAUGUAAAUGAGUUUUUUAAAUUGGUUUUACUUCUAAGCCAAGUGAUAAUCUAGUGGUAUAUUACUUCAAGUUAUCAUUUGUUUUGUUAUUUACAUACAAAAAACCUGUCAAUAACCAUGGACAAGUCAAAAUGAAUAAUUCUUUGUAGGAAAUUAAUUGUAUUUUAAUAUGAUUAUUCAAUUGUGAUGUUUUGUUGAGUGGUACAGGACAUGCAAAAAAAACAAAUAGGUUGAGGCAUAGGUUAUUCCUUUUCUAUGUUGCUGAUGUAUCAACUCUUGAAGAUCAAUUGCAUAAUAAAAAUU
This is a messenger RNA of Mya arenaria, 2530 nucleotides long. Its product is annotated as carcinoembryonic antigen-related cell adhesion molecule 1-like. Lineage: Eukaryota; Metazoa; Mollusca; Bivalvia; Myida; Myidae. The coding region runs from base 17 to 1492 and encodes 491 amino acids. The record is from RefSeq and is a predicted model, not a curated record. The transcript is spliced from 8 exons.